AACAGAAAUAAUCCUCCAGAUUAAAUCGCAGAUAUGCUGAACCAAACCAUUCAUUCCAAUCCCGUCUAUGCAGAAAGGUUGACGUGCAUAAUAUUUUACUGCUCACAAAAAUGCUCCUCGCAGUCAAUACAACGUUGCAAAUUCUUCUUCUUCGGAAUUUGAUGACAAACUUAGAUGUUACUGGGACCGAAAAGGAAUUGUCGGCGUACAUUGUACCUUUAAAUGACGCCCAUUACGGAAGCAAGAUAGCGACGUGUGAUCAACGCCUAAAAUAUAUCUCGGGUUUCUCAGGGUCGGCCGGGUCCGUAAUUGUCACUGGUAACUCUGCUUUACUAUGGACAGACGGUCGAUAUUUUACUCAAGCGACCAUUGAACUUGAUGGAAACUGGGAAUUAAUGAGAGACGAUAAUAGUCAAGGAGAAUUUCUAAAUCGAAACUUGACUCGAGGAUCUCUAGUUGGCGUUGACCCUUCUUUGUACUCGAAAACUGAGUGGGAAAACCUUGAAACUUUACUAAAAGUCGGAGGUCACACCUUGGUACAAGUGCAUCAGAAUUUAAUCGACCUUGCGUGGGAUACGAGACCACCUUGUCCUGCAGAACCUGUAUUUCCACUGGAAAUUAGUUUCACAGGUCGAAACACAUCGGACAAGUUAACUGACAUUAGAGCACAAAUGUUAACAGAGGCUGCUGAUGCCGUCGUUCUCUCAGAACUUGAUGAAAUUGCUUGGCUGCUUAAUUUGAGAGGAUCUGAUUUGGAUUCAUCAUCCGUCUUCAUUUCAUAUCUCAUCAUUCGAAACAACAGCUUUCAAUUUUUUAUCAAUUCUGCAAAAUUGAAUGAAACAAUCGUUUCUGGCAUUGUACGUGACAAUGGUCAAAUUCUUGCGUAUGAAGAGAUUGGAGUAAAAUUGUCUGAAUUGGUAAAUGGGACCAUGGGAAAAAUUUGGUUUAGCACUAAUUGCAACUACGCUCUGGUUAGCAGAGUUCCGGAAAAUAGGCAAAUUGUGAAAUUGACACCAAUUGCGUUGUUGAAAGCUGUGAAAAAUGAUGUCGAAGCGGAUGGUAUGCGAAUAGCUUUGAUAAAGGAUGCUGCUGCUGUGAUCAGGUACCUUGCCUGGUUGGAAGAUUCUGUGACUAAAGGAGAGAAUCAAACAGAAAUGUCAGGGGCAGCGAAACUGCUUGAGUUCCGAAAGGAAAAUGUGAACUUUUUAACCACUAGCUUCCAAACAAUUUCUGGAAGUGGUUCAAACGGAGCAAUUAUUCACUACAGACCAUCCGUAGAGACAGACAAACAAAUAACCACUUCAGAAAUGUAUCUCGUAGACUCUGGGGCAAUUUACAGAGAAGGGACGACCGAUAUAACCCGAACCAUGCACUUUGGAACCCCUACAGAUUUUCAAAGAGAAUGUUAUACUCGGGUUCUAAAGGGCCAGAUCGCCAUCGUCACCUCUACUUUCCCCUUAAAAAUUCGGGCGUCGAGGAUCGAUGCAUUUGCUAGAAGAGCUUUAUGGGCAGUUGGCUUGGAUUAUAACCACGGCACUGGGCAUGGUAUAGGUCACGCUCUUAAUGUCCACGAAGGGCCAAGCUACAUAAGAAGCUAUUAUAUGCCAGAUGAUCAAGGUUAUCGAGCAAAUAUGUUCACUUCUAAUGAACCUGGUUAUUACCGUGAAGGAGAAUUUGGCAUUCGAUUGGAAAACAUCAUCAAAGUGGUUGAAGUGCAACUUGACAACAAUUUUCAGAACCUGGGAUUUUUGGGCUUUCAGGAUUUGACUUUUGUGCCCUAUCAGCAUAAGCUUAUAAAACACGAACUGUUGACUGCUGAAGAGCUAAACUAUCUGAACGAAUAUCAGGCCAAAACAAGGCAAAUUGUUGGUGAAUUCAUCAGAACGAACUACCCCAAUGAUCCAAGUAAUGCCUGGCUCAUAAAAGAAACACCUCCGUUUUCACGGGCAUAGUAUCAACCAUAAUCUGAUUUGACAAAAAGGUGAAUAUUGAUAACUCUGUAAUACGGAGAAUGAUGAAUUAAUUAUGUUAUAAAUAAAUAAAUAAUUCAGAGAAUUUUUCCCUGAUUACGUUAAUUA
Messenger RNA from Folsomia candida, 2078 nucleotides. Its product is annotated as xaa-Pro aminopeptidase ApepP. NCBI's taxonomy places the organism in Eukaryota, Metazoa, Arthropoda, Collembola, Entomobryomorpha, Isotomidae. The coding region runs from base 111 to 1952 and encodes 613 amino acids. The record is from RefSeq and is a predicted model, not a curated record. The transcript is spliced from 15 exons. Gene Ontology annotation, molecular function: metalloaminopeptidase activity.